AUGGCCUAUUUGUCCUUACGGGACAACUUAAAGGAGAACUAUGAGGUGGUUGUUUUGCGAGUUCUUGUUCCCGAAUGUGAAAAAAUAUGCAGUGUAGCCGCUCUGUGUCUUGGCUGGGGGAGUGCGCGCCAUUCGUCUUCUCUCUCCAAUCAUCUAGUCUGCUAUUCUGUGCCUUACAGGAGCCUAAAUGGGGUGGAAACAGAUCCCAUUCAGCUGCACCGGGACCGCUUAUAUGCCUGGUUUACUUGUUUGCCAAGUGAGGAACGACACUUUGGGCCUUCUUUUGCUCUGAAUUCUAUUCACGUAGAUCCAGUUAUUCGUGAAAGCUCCAUAGAAGACAUCAUGCGUCCUCUGUCUGAAUCGACUUUCCAGACUCCGCAGCAGAGCCUACAGUGUCCUCGCAGUAUAUCUGUAUCUCAGUUGUUCCAAGCUGAUUCCUCUGGAAACCCUGUACGAACUGUAGUUCUGUAUGGCACAGUUGGUACUGGAAAAAGCACCCUCAUUCGAAAACUUGUAUUGGAUUGGUGCAAUAAACGCGGGGCUGAUUUCCAGCUGAUUAUUCCGCUCUCUUGUGAAGAUCUGUCUCAGGUCUCUGCCUCUGUGUCACUGACACGACUAAUUGGCAGAAAAUAUCUUCAUCUACGAGAUCUGCUACCCACAUUGUCAAAUAAUCCCAAUAUACUCUUCAUUCUCAAUAGCCUAGAGUGGAUGAACCUAGAUUUCAGGAUGGCAAACACUGAGCUGUGCAGUGAUCCAAAUGAAGCCAUGCCUCCUCCAGCUAUCCUUGUGAACCUUCUGAGGGGAUACAUGCUUCCUGAGGCAAAACUCCUGGUCACCACCCGUCCUUCUGCUGUUAAUAGAAUUCCCAGAAAGUAUGUGGGACGGUAUGUACAGAUUUGUGGCUUUUCUGACAUGGAGCUACAGAAGAUGUAUUUCCAAGUGCGCCUAGGCCAUAAAGGUGCAGAUCCUCGGGAGACAGAAAAUCUGGCAGAGAUGCUAAGUCGCAAUUUAGAACAUCAUGGCCAGUUGUCUGCAGCAUGUUUCUUGCCCUCCUAUUGCUGGCUAACCUGUGCAACAUUACACUUACUGUACUAUACCAAACCAGAUGACCCCCCUAUGACGUUGACUGGAAUUUAUACAGCUUUCCUGCGACUUAAUUUUGCUGGAGAAGUGCUGGACAUAACACAUCCCUCUAAGAUAUCUCUAAUGCGUUAUGUAGCACGCACUGUAGGUAAAUUGGCAUAUGAAGGCUGUCUGUCACGUCGCACACGUUUCACCGAAGAUGAUGUUACAAAGUGUUUUCACGUGGAAAUGAACAGCGAGGAGGAGCUUAAUCUUCUAAAUGUCUUCCGGUCUGAUGCCUUCCGCUUCUUUCUGACACCCUGCGUCAAGCCGGGCCAAGAGACCUUGUUUGUCUUUACAAUACCUGCUAUGCAGGAGUACCUUGCUGCACUGUAUGUUGUAUUGGGAGAAAACAAGACUGCUUUGCAGCGUCUGGGAAAAGAAGUUACUGAGAUCAUCAGUAAAGCUGGAGAAGAUGUGGUUGCAGUAGUCAAUGUGUUGUCAAAGUUUCUUCCUCUACGCAUCUUCGCUCUUUUUAAUCUGUUGCGUGUAGUUCCUCGGCUCUUUGGAAAGGUUACUGGGCAGAGUCGUGAUAACAUAGCUCACACUAUGACUGUAGAAAUGUUCAGGGAGGAAGACUCUUAUAACGAUGAUGUUUUAGACCAAAUAAACUCCAGCAUCCUUGGUAGGGAGGGACCUUCUCAGCUAGCAGAGGAAGAUGAUGAUGAAGCAUUUGAGUUAUUCCCUAUAUUUAUGGGAGGGCUUUUGUCACGCCAAAAUCGCGCUAUGUUGGACCAACUUGGCUGUUCAAUAAUGAACAUGGCAGCAUUCGAAAUCACAAAGGCUUUGAAAAAGCAUCUGCUGCGCUGGAGUCUUCGGAAGUUGCCACCUUCUGAGCUCAUGGACUUUUUGUUCUUUUUAUAUGAGUUUCAGAAUGAAGGAUUCACAGCUGGCUUGGUCAGUUCAGUACAAGAACUGGAUCUCUCAUCUGUCCGCAUGACGCCCCUCAAGUGUACUGUUGUGGCUGCGGUAAUGGGAGAUAACCGGAAAUCUGUUUCGAAAAUCAACCUCUAUAACUGCCAUCUAGAUCCUGAUGCCAUCCAUACUUUAUCUCACUUGCUGAGAAGAUGCCAGGAUGUGAAUUUGCAGAUGAAUUCACUAGGACCAAAUUCCUGCCGAGAAAUAAAAGACAUUUUGCUCCACCCAGACUGUGCUAUUACCAACUUACGAUUGUGUAAUAACCCUUUGACAGCAGAAGGAGUGGGAUUUAUUAUGGAGGGCCUUGCAUCUAACAGUUCAUUAAAGCACUUAUCACUCCUCCACACGGACCUUGGCGACAAGGGGGGCGAGAUUUUGGCAGAUCAUUUAGGAAGAAAUAAAUACCUUGAGGAAUUAAAUCUGGCAUACAAUGGGAUCCAUGACCAGGCGGCUUUCAGACUUGUUGAAGAGGCUGCAAUCCACCCAACGCUUAACAGAGUGCAUCUCUAUUUUAAUGAACUGUCAGAUGAUGGUCUCCGUGCCCUGAAGCCUGUUGGGGUGAAGGUCCUUGUGUCUCUUACUGACGGAGCAGAUGCAUCACGCCACUGGCAUCUCAUUUUAAGAGAGCUGCGGGCCAAUGUUGGAGGUUGGGAUCAUGCACGCAUUAGUGCUCACCUCACUCUGCUCUUGCGGGAUCUGCAGCAAAGCCGAGCACUAACUAGAAAUCUAUGGCGCAAGGCACGAAUUUUUCGUGUAGAGACUGAGGUGAAACGUAUGCUAGGCAGAAUUCAGCAGGGAACUCUCUGAAAACAUUUUGAUCACAAAUGCACUUUGUUGUCUUGCAGUAUGGUUUGCUUCUGGUAUUGAUCAUACAGUUAAAGGUCACGUCCAAGAAAAGGUAUACAUAUGUACAAGGGUGUGUGUGCUGCAUGUGUACAAUAUCUGUCAACUGUGUUUAUUGCUUCAUGAUAUAUAAGUAAUAGAAUAUUUAUGACUUACUGCACUUAUACCCCUAAUACUUUGUGCAUACAAGGGGAGUGGUGGCUAUUGGCACAUUUUUUAAAUGGUUUAGGAAAAAUAUUUUAAGCGCUAAGUGUUGUUCAAUCACUUGUUAAAGCUACGGUUACAUUUUUUAA
Molecule: messenger RNA, 3176 nt
Organism: Nanorana parkeri
Lineage: Eukaryota; Metazoa; Chordata; Amphibia; Anura; Dicroglossidae
Gene: NLRX1
Product: NLR family member X1
Exons: 8
Coding region: 1-2847 (948 amino acids)
Biological process (GO): negative regulation of canonical NF-kappaB signal transduction
Cellular component (GO): mitochondrion
Molecular function (GO): protein binding
Source: RefSeq, a predicted model, not a curated record